This is a messenger RNA of Lasiosphaeria miniovina, 456 nucleotides long. RefSeq lists its product as uncharacterized. The transcript has 2 exons. The coding region runs from base 1 to 456 and encodes 151 amino acids. The record is from RefSeq and is a predicted model, not a curated record. Lineage: Eukaryota; Fungi; Ascomycota; Sordariomycetes; Sordariales; Lasiosphaeriaceae.
AUGCCUGCCGCUGCCGACGUCCAGGCGGCCACGCUCGACAGGUUCCUCGAGUCGUGGAAGAACCAGAACGCCAGAGCCACCAUCGAUCUGUGGUCUGACGACUUCAAGCAGAGGCUGCUGCCCCUGUCCCUGGGCACGCCGGUGCACUCGCGCGCCGCCGCCGAGGCCAUAUACCCGAAGCUGGUCGAUAAUUUGACCAACUGGGAGGCGGGUUUUCUCGACAUCAAGCAGGUGGUGCACGACGCGGCGCGGGGCACGGCGGCCGUCUACGCGACUUCGCUGGCCGACACGCCGCUGCCGGGCGAGAAGUGGACCAAUGAGUACGCCAUCUUCGUCACCUUCUCCGAGGACGGCACCAAAGUGAGCAGGCUGGAGGAGAUGGUGGACACGGCGUUUUACGCCAAUUUUUUUCCCAAGUUCCAGCAGUAUCUGAUGCAGCCGGGUGCGAGUCACUGA